ACAAAGAACCGAGAAGUCCGCUCAGCAUACCACGUCUAUGCUUUGGCUCUUGAAAAAAUAAAAAGAUGUCCUAGCACUGUCGAAGGAAGGUCUCUGAGCUGUAGCAAUCGGCAGCGCUGCGUGCUCCUUCUGCAAUACUCUAAGAUAGACUAACCAAGGGCUUUCUCCUAAGGUAUGAACUUUUGGCCAUGGGGGACUGGAACCUGUUGGGCAGCAUCCUCGAAGAAGUGCACAUCCACUCCACCAUAGUUGGCAAGAUCUGGCUCACGAUCCUAUUCAUAUUCCGGAUGCUGGUGCUGGGGGUGGCUGCCGAAGACGUGUGGGACGAUGAGCAGUCUGAGUUCAUCUGCAACACAGAGCAACCCGGCUGCAGCAACAUCUGUUAUGACAAAGCCUUCCCCAUCUCCUUGAUCAGGUACUGGGUACUGCAGAUCAUAUUUGUCUCUUCUCCAUCGCUCGUUUACAUGGGCCACGCGCUCUACAGAUUACGGGCUCUCGAGAAAGAGCGACAGAGGAGGAAGGGCCACCUGCGGGCUCAGCUGGAAGACCUGGAGCCCACGUCCGAGGAGCACAGGAGAGUGGAGAGGGAGCUGCGCAAGCUGGAGGAGCAAAAGAAGGUGCACAAGGCACCCUUGAGAGGCUCCCUGCUGCGCACCUAUAUCCUGCAUAUCCUGACCCGCUCGGUGGUCGAAGUGGGCUUUAUGAUAGGUCAGUAUCUUUUGUACGGGUUUCACAUGUCCCCCCUUUACAAAUGCACGCGCCCCCCUUGCCCUAACACGGUGGAUUGUUUUGUGUCCCGACCCACAGAGAAGACCAUCUUUAUGGUCUUCAUGAACAGCAUCGCCGCGGUCUCCCUGUUCCUCAACAUCCUAGAAAUCGCCCACCUGGGCCUCAAGAAGAUCCACAAGAGCCUGUGCGGGCGGCCGCGGCGGCCGGCGGGCCCCGCCGAGGAGGACGCCGGCCUCUACCCGCCCCCGAAGGGCCCCGCGGCGCCGCCCCGCCCCGAGGAGGCGCCGCGGGCGGCGGGCGGGGCGGCCGCCUCCCGCCGCGCGCCCCGCAAGCGCAGCCGGGUCAGCGUCUGCCGCGACCUCGACGAGCAGCGCGGCGACUCGCCGGACAGCGGGCACUGCCCGGGCACCCGCAAGUCCAGCUUCCUCUCCCGCGUCCUCGCCGGCAGCCGGGCGGGCAGCGACAGCGAGAGCACCGCCUCCCGCGGCGGCUCCGGGCCCGGCUCCGGCCCCGGCUCCGGCUCGGAGGGCAAGCGCGGCGAGGAGGGCAGCUCGCCCGGCGGCCCGCCGCCGCCCGCCGCCGUGGGACGCCGCAAGUCCAUGAGCAUGCUCCUAGAACUAUCAUCUAUCAUGAAAAAGUAAUGACAUUCUGAGAAGAAAUAAACCAAGGGAUUGAGCACAAACUGCCUUCAGCAGAGAGAUAAAAAACAGAUUAUCUGUUGCUAUGUUCCCCUCUCCUGCCACUAUAAUGCUAAAUUUGUAAUACAGUUUAAGAAAGCAAACACUUUGUUCCUCUGUUUUAUGCCAGUCCCAACCGUAUCAUACUCUGAUUGCUGGUGUUAAUGGGCAGCUCACUCCACAACUCAAGAUUUUUCUCCUGUAGACUGAGCUGGAUCUGCUCAGUGUGUGCUGCCACCGCAGGAAUAGCCUUGUGUCCUUGGGAGAACAUUUUGGGAUGUACAACUUGCUGUGCACGCUAGCAGUGUUCAUAUCAGAAACCAGCCUGAUCUGUAGACCUUCAAGGUAGCGGAAGACCCAAGGCACCUACAAGAAAGGGUUAGUUCUAUCUGAAAGUAGCCUGAAAGGCUACGUGGCCUCUGUCUCCCCAGACUUCAGCAGCUGAUGAAUAAAUGAUGGAAGAAACGCUCAAGGAAUCUGAUGGGACAGAGAAUUUAAGAGAGAUAAAAAACCAGCUGCAGAAUAUGCUGCUGCUUGUCUGCCUGUGUUAACGCGGCCCUCGAGCUCCGAUAGAGACUUCCCAUGCUAAUGUAGCCUCCUUGUAGCCAAUACUUUCAGCUUCGAAACUGAAACUAAGUAAAAUCAGGCGAUUUAUUUUAAAGUGCAAAACAUCUGUGCUUCAGUUUGCUGUUCAAGAAGGUCUGCAAGGUAUCACCUCAGGGUCAUGAACAGCUUAUUCCCUUAACUGCCUCAUUAGUUCAUACAGAGAAACUGAAAGAGAAGCAAAGCCAAAAAGAGCUCAUUUUCAGUUUGCUAGGACAGACUAGCUCUGGAAGGUUGGAUUUCUGGGUUGAAGGAGGCCCGAGAAAGCAGCGCUUCCACUUGCGUAUCUGUAAAAUAAAGCACCUUCCUCUGACUGUCCCUGACCCUGUUUCUGGCCACAUGCUUUUUGGCUGAUUUUAUAUAUCAAGCUUAUCAUAGCUCGCCUUUGCUAUCACCACAACGGCAAGCGAUGCUUGGAACAAGCUCAUUUGCUAUGCCCGUCUCCCUAAGCAGAAAAAUCCACUAUGACUUGACACCUCUAAGGCAAGGUUAGAAAGAAAGCAGGACAGCAGGAAAAAAAAAUAUUCAAGCAUAAAGAUUGCCUGAGGUUACAGUGGAUUUGUUCUAGUGUACAUGAUUUACAUUCAUAUUCCGCCUCACUACAAACCCAUUGACAGUUUGCCUGUGCAUUUGUUUAGUAUUUUAAGUGAAAAAAAGGAAAUACUUAAGAUGGUGGCCGUUAAGUGUCAGCAAGAACUGAUCAGGGAUGGAGAAACAGCUUUGCUGAAGUACAUUCUCUACUGUCAGGCUAUGAGUAGUAGAUGUGGUGGAUGCUCUGUCUUCUGACAGAUUUGAGGGGGUGGGAAGCUUUCCUCAUACAUGCUCAACAGGAAGAUAGAUAAAGCUGGGGAACUCUGGAAAGUAACAUGUUCGGUUUUCUUCCGUGAGAAUUUUAAGACUGAGGAAUCGCAGGCACGUGGCGGACGCAGUUUGCAUCCCUGUGGAUGGUGGUCCAGGGCACACGAUCUAGGGUUUCCUGUCUGGUGAUUAAAAAGCCUGGGGACCUCCUUGUAGCAGCUUGCCCGCCUCCCUGCUCCCCGCAGCAGCAUCCCAGCAAGUGUGGGGACCAAGGCAGGACAACUGGUCAUGCCACUGCCCCCUUCCCAGGCCUCCUCCUGCCAAGCUGCUGAGCAGCUCUCAGGUUGUAUCCAACCCAAGGACGGAGGUGGCUGACAAUGCACCCUGCUGGACCCUGCACCCUGCAUGUGGCCAUAGCACCUAAAGGCUGCAUGUGAUUUCUUUUUGCUUUUCUGGAUCUUCUGCAGUAUAAGUGAUGCCAAUGGUCCAUGGCACGAGUUCCUCCAAACGCUACCUUAUUUGGGUUACACACAGAGAUUUUCAGCUAUAUUUUGUUUCUACAGAGAGCUCUCUCAAUUUUUCUCAGGUUUUCAGCAAGGGGGGAACAUACCCCAACCCCUCCCCUUGCUUCCCAACACACACACUGACACUUCAGAAGACCAAAACAAAGACUUUGCAGAAUUGCCUUAAGUCAAGCACUAGGGGAUGGGUAUAGGUACAGCUUAUUUGAUCUUCCAAAGCAACUUACUUCAUCUUCACAAAGAAAAACCCUCAGCUGUUCCUGCAGCAGAUAAAGAUAACUGGAUCCCUGGAUGAAAGAUGACUAGUGAAUUAGCAGUGGAACCUUGUGAGUGGAGAUCUCCUCAUCAGUCCAGAGAUUCACCGGGCACUAUCAACCACAUCCAACCUACUGCCACCCCCCCCACCCCCCCACCCCCACCCCCGGAAUCUCGCCUACAACCUGCACAUUAACUGAGCACCGCAACAUCAAUUUCAGAGUCAAGAUGAGUCGAUUUACAAUACAUAAUGAUAUGUCUUUAUUUCAUCAACAGAAAUGGUGUCUAGACAAAAUUCAGUUAACACUAGCAAUUCAAAUGAAUGAAAAGGGUCGGGUGGUUUUUUUUCAUUUUUGUUUUUUGCACAAUACUGUAUUUACAAUGAGUAAAUGACAUUUUAAAUUCAUUAGUUCAUAGCAAUGCUUUCUUCCAAAAAGGUAAAAAUUCUUAGUUAACAGAGAGUAAGCAUCAACAGCCACCUCAUUUAUUUAUACAAUAAAAAUCACAAGAAACCACAGUCACCUAGAAAAAAAAUAAAGACAAGCUUAAGAACUAGUACAAUAAAAUGAU
Molecule: messenger RNA, 4153 nt
Organism: Falco peregrinus (peregrine falcon)
Lineage: Eukaryota; Metazoa; Chordata; Aves; Falconiformes; Falconidae
Gene: GJA10
Product: gap junction protein alpha 10
Exons: 4
Coding region: 189-1370 (393 amino acids)
Biological process (GO): cell communication
Cellular component (GO): connexin complex
Source: RefSeq, a predicted model, not a curated record